Exaiptasia diaphana is the source of this 1776-nucleotide messenger RNA. Its product is annotated as serine/threonine-protein kinase greatwall. Gene Ontology annotation, molecular function: protein serine/threonine kinase activity; ATP binding. The record is from RefSeq and is a predicted model, not a curated record. Gene Ontology annotation, biological process: peptidyl-serine phosphorylation; intracellular signal transduction. The transcript has 11 exons. Gene Ontology annotation, cellular component: nucleus. The coding region runs from base 1 to 1776 and encodes 591 amino acids. Lineage: Eukaryota; Metazoa; Cnidaria; Anthozoa; Actiniaria; Aiptasiidae.
AUGGAGUAUUUGGUUGGAGGUGAUGUCAAGUCUCUUUUACAUAAUCUAGGAUAUUUUGAUGAAGACAUGGCAAGAAUGUACACUGCACAAGUAAUAGUAGCUUUGUCAUAUUUACACAGCCAUGGAAUAAUACACAGGGAYUUAAAACCUGACAACAUGUUGAUAUCAAAUGAAGGCAAAAUCAAGCUGACUGACUUUGGACUCUCCAGUUUAAGCAGAGAUAAGCCAAGUUUUCUUGAUGUGAUGAGUACUCCAUGUGUAGACACUGCCCAAUCCAGAGCCAGAACGUACUUCAGAACACCAGGACAGAUUCUCUCCYUAACUACUGACUUCACCUUUUCUCUCCCGAGGUCUGCGAAACCAGGGCAGCGUCUACGUGUUAAUAGCGUAAGCUCAUCGAUGGUGUCGCAGCGCACUGAACACAUGGAUAGCUAUAUAUUUAGCCCACCAGAACCCAAACAAACACGUGCUAAGAGUUUUUGCCAAUCAUUGAUUAUGGCUUCACCCAGACCUACCGAGGAAUUCAAACCUACUCAAGAAAUGACGCCUCUUACUGGUGSACCUGUAAUAAAACGAACUCAGUUCAAUUCGAAAGUCAGCCAACGAAUGUUUCACCCUGCAUCAAGCGAUUCAGACGAGGAUUCUCCUGRUAAUAACAAAAACACUCAUCAUYUAUCACCGGACGAUGAACACAAUCUCCCGGACUGUAAAAAACGCCGCGUAUCUAGUACUGGACUAACACGCGUCUUAGAGGGGAUGGAUUUUCGACAGAGAAGUGGCUCAUUCAUGGAUAGUUUUGAUUCCCAUACUUCUAAUGUACCAAUCACAACGAAUAUAGACAGUUUGAAUACUGGAACUUGUCAGGACACUGAUGUUGAAUUACAUCACGAGCUUUCUGGUUCAGUAUUUAGCGCAGAAAAAUCACGUUUAUCUAUGUCUCCACUGAGCUCUACUAGAUUACCAGUCACUCCCGCUAGCCAAAAUUGUCGUUCAUCWGGUUAUGGGAGCUCUGAAAUGGCAUCAUGUGACAGAGAAAACCAGAAUUUGUUUCAAAAUCAAAUGGAAWCCAAUCKUAGAGAUAGCUUUCUUGGCAAAGAGAACUAUCCUUUGAACUUUUUGGAAUCUAAGAAAUGUUUAAAAGAUGCACAAGAUGUCGAAACAUGCGAGACAGUUGAACAUGGUUCGCCUUUACCUAUGGAGUUUGCAAGUAUCAAAAAUACUCCAAAACCUAUGGAUACGUCAUAUAAUCAUAUUCAUCGRACCCCAGGAAUGGCCAGGAAAACACCCUACAGAACCCCAAAAUCAUGCAGACGAGCACCCCCUGCACCGAGAAAUAGAAUACUGGGAACACCUGAUUACUUGGCUCCAGAGAUAUUGAUGGGCUUGGCUCACACUCCUGCUGUAGACUGGUGGGCUGUCGGCGUUUGUCUCUAUGAAUUCCUCACAGGUGUUCCACCAUUCAACGAUGAAACACCAGAGCUGGUUUUCAAUCAUAUCAAGAAUAGAGAACUUAUUUGGCCCGAAGGCGAAGAAGCACUCACUCCAAGUGCAGUAGACUGUAUUGAUAAGAUAUUAACAGUACCAUAUGAGAUGAGACCAGGAGCUCAAGACAUAMAGGAACAUUCAUUCUUCAAUUGUCUUGACUGGGAUAAUCUUGAUCAACACCCUGCUCCAUUCGUUCCCAACCCAGAUGAUGCAUACGACACCACCUACUUUGACGCCAAGAAUAACAUACAGAAUCUGAAACUAUCAUCAUUCUAUCAUCAAGACCUCUAA